Molecule: messenger RNA, 2028 nt
Organism: Lepisosteus oculatus (spotted gar)
Lineage: Eukaryota; Metazoa; Chordata; Actinopteri; Semionotiformes; Lepisosteidae
Gene: pdia3
Product: protein disulfide isomerase family A, member 3
Biological process (GO): protein folding; response to endoplasmic reticulum stress
Cellular component (GO): cell surface; endoplasmic reticulum
Molecular function (GO): protein disulfide isomerase activity
Source: RefSeq, a predicted model, not a curated record
GGGCAUUGUUAGCAGCGUUGGGCCUGAGCUCGGUUUUGGUGUUGCACGGUUUAAAACACACUAGCUGCACAGAGCGGAGGCGAUAAGGUUUUUCUUUUUGUUGUAGUAUUAUUUGAAAAAAAAAAAACCAACGUCUGUGAGACUCCUCCUAGGAUAAAACCGAGCAAUGCUGAAAUUGUUUUUGUUAGGUUUUCUCGCCGUGGCUGUAAGUGCCAGUGAUGUGCUAGAGUUCACCGAUGACGAUUUUGAGAGCAGAAUUGCAGACCAUGACUUGGUUCUGGUGGAGUUCUUUGCGCCUUGGUGUGGUCACUGUAAACGCCUGGCCCCUGAAUAUGAAUCUGCUGCGACGCGUCUCAAAGGCAUCGUCCCUCUGGCAAAGGUUGACUGUACCGCAAAUUCCAAUGUGUGUAACAAGUUUGGGGUGAGUGGAUACCCCACACUGAAGAUCUUCAGAGGUGGAGAGGAAUCUGGUGCAUAUGAUGGGCCUCGCACAGCAGAUGGGAUUGUGAGUCACUUGAAAAAGCAGGCUGGCCCAGCUUCAGUGGAGAUCAAGACUGUAGAGGAGUUUGAAAAGUUCAUUGGAGACCGUGAUGCUAGCGUUAUAGGUUUCUUUGCUGAGGGUGGCAGCACAACUCAGGCCGAGUUCCUGAAGUCCGCUAGCGCCCUGCGAGAGUCCUAUCGCUUUGCACACACUAAUUCUGAGGAACUGCUUCAGAAACAUGGCAUUGAUGGAGAGGGAAUUGUUCUCUUCCGGCCACCACGCCUGAGCAACAAGUUUGAGGAGAGCAGCGUGAAAUACAGCGAAGACAAAUACACCAGUGGGAAAAUCAAGAAGUUCAUUCAGGAUAAUAUUUUGGGAAUCUGCCCGCACAUGACUGAGGAUAAUAAGGACCAGCUGAAGGGCAAGGACCUCCUGGUGGCUUACUUUGAGGUGGAUUAUGAGAAGAACCCCAAGGGCACCAACUACUGGAGGAACAGAGUGAUGAAAGUGGCCAAAAGUUUCCUGGAUCAAGGAAAGAAGCUGAGCUUUGCUGUAGCCAACAAGAAUUCCUUCAGCCAUGAAAUCUCCGAGUUCGGACUGGACAGCAGCAGUGGCGAGUUGCCGGUUGUUGGCAUUCGAACUGCCAAGGGGGAUAAAUACGUUAUGCAGGAGGAAUUCUCACGUGAUGGCAAAGCACUGGAGCGAUUCCUGCAGGAUUACUUUGAUGGCAAACUGAAACGUUACCUCAAGUCUGAGCCAGUGCCCGAGAGCAAUGAUGGUCCAGUCAAGGUGUUGGUAGCUGAGAACUUUGAGGAAAUUGUGAAUGAUGACAGUAAGGAUGUUCUGAUUGAGUUUUAUGCUCCUUGGUGUGGACACUGCAAGAGUCUGGAACCCAAAUACAAGGAGCUGGGUGAGAAGCUGAGCGAUGACCCCAACAUUGUAAUAGCCAAGAUGGACGCCACUGCUAAUGAUGUGCCCUCUCCAUAUGAAGUCAGGGGAUUCCCAACCAUUUACUUCUCUCCUGCUGGGAAAAAGCAGAGCCCAAAGAAAUAUGAGGGAGGCCGUGAGGUCAGCGACUUCAUUAGCUACCUGAAGAAAGAGGCAUCCAAUCCCCUAGUUAUCCAAGAGGAAGAGAAGAAAUCAAAGAAGAAGAAAAGCGAAUUGUAAACCAUGACAAGGUUUUCGUGCAAGGAAAUGUAAUGGGGAAUUGUUUUUAAAAUUCAAUAUUUAGAGUAUCAAAGAACGACCUGAUCCAAGUGAUGAUGUACCUUUCUGGGACAAGCUGCUCUGGGAACACGGAGGAAGGUCGUCUGAGAGAAUGUCUCUCCUGAAUGGCUCAAAGUGGAUACAAUUCUCUGCUCCCCACUUUCUUGAUCUCGUUCCUUUGCUAGAUGCACUUACCGUUUGAGACCCAUUCCAAACACAGCUGGCAGUUUUUUUUUGUUGGGGAGGGGAAAAAAUAGUUCUGGGGAUUUUUUUUAAAUUUUAUUUUGUACCACUUUUUUUGUACAUCUGGAAGAACUUAAAAUAAAGUCCCAUAAAACAAA